UUUGUAAAAACCCUUCACACGCGUUAAUACGAAGGAAGAAUCUCGCAGAAUUCAUGAUUUUUUUUACUUUUGGCGGGAAAUUGUCAUUUAUAAAGCGACUUUUCUACAUGUGCGGUUACUUGCGCGGUUAGACUGAAGAUUAUCUAAUACACCGAACUUCGCUUGAUAUUUGAAAAGAACAGAAACACAAAUUAAAAUGGGUAAAGAAAAGAUCCACAUCAACAUUGUUGUGAUUGGUCAUGUGGACUCUGGCAAGUCCACCUCGACUGGUCACCUGAUCUAUAAAUGUGGUGGUAUUGAUAAAAGAACCAUUGAGAAAUUUGAGAAAGAGGCUGCUGAGAUGGGCAAAGGUUCGUUCAAGUAUGCCUGGGUGUUGGACAAACUGAAGGCAGAAAGAGAACGUGGUAUCACCAUCGAUAUUGCCCUGUGGAAAUUUGAGACCACUAAAUACUACGUCACCAUUAUUGAUGCCCCAGGCCAUCGUGAUUUCAUCAAGAACAUGAUUACAGGAACCUCACAAGCUGACUGCGCUGUACUGAUUGUCGCCUCCAGUACUGGAGAGUUUGAAGCGGGAAUCUCCAAGAACGGUCAAACAAGAGAGCACGCCCUGUUGGCUUACACCCUUGGUGUGAAACAAAUGAUAAUUGGAGUAAAUAAGAUUGACAACACAGAACCACCAUACUCUGAGAGCAGAUUCAAAGAAAUAGAGAAAGAAGUAAGUGCGUAUGUGAAAAAAGUUGGUUAUAAUCCUAAAGCAGUAGCAAUUGUUCCCAUUUCUGGUUGGCACGGGGACAACAUGUUGGAACCAUCACCAAAUAUGGGAUGGUACAAGGGAUGGAAAAUAGAGAGGAAGGGUGCAGAUGGAAAGGAGGAGUCACUGACGGGGAAGACUUUGUUUGAGGCCCUUGACGCCAUUCUUCCUCCAACCCGACCUACAGACAAACCACUCAGAUUACCACUUCAGGAUGUCUACAAGAUAGGAGGAAUAGGAACUGUUCCGGUUGGGCGUGUUGAAACUGGACUGCUCAAACCUGGCAUGGUGGUAACCUUUGCUCCUGUACAACUGACCACUGAGGUCAAGUCGGUUGAAAUGCACCAUGAAGCCUUGACCGAGGCUCUGCCAGGUGACAACGUGGGAUUUAACGUAAAGAAUGUAUCUAUCAAGGACAUUAAGAGAGGAAAUGUUUGCGGGGAUUCAAAGAAUGAUCCACCAAAAGGAGCAGACAGUUUUCUGGCACAGGUCAUCAUCAUGAACCACCCAGGAGAGAUUCAUAAUGGAUAUGCCCCGGUUUUAGAUUGUCACACGGCACACAUAGCCUGCAAGUUUGCAGAAAUCAAGGAAAAGAUUGAUCGUAGAUCUGGCAAGAAGUUAGAGGAUAUGCCAAAGAUGGUCAAAUCUGGUGACGCAUGUAUGGUGACUUUAGUACCAUCUAAACCAAUGGUGGUCGAGUCCUUUGCCGAGUAUGCCCCACUGGGGAGGUUCGCUGUCCGAGACAUGAGACAAACGGUGGCUGUUGGCGUAAUAAAAUCGGUGGAGAAAACUGACAAGCAAGGAAAAACCACGAAGGCAGCACAAAAAGCAACUGGAAAGAAGAAAUGAUCUUUGGAUCUUAUUAAAUGCCUGUGGGACAGGUUGAAUGUAUAUAGACGAUUAAAGGCCAAAGUAAAAAUCAAAUGUUUGUAAUAUCAGGUUUAACAUAUUUCUUUGUAUUCUUCUGUUUAUAAUUUUCAUUUUCCUUAUGUUUGACAUUAUCAUAAUGUGAACUAUCUAAAAUUAUCAGACAUAUGCUGAUGGUCUGCAACAUUAUUGUAAUUAUUCUGCAGUUACUUAACCAUGGAGCCCAACUUGCUCCAGAACAUUAGCAAAUUGUUGUUCCAAUUUCAUUGUGCCACUUUUAAAUGGCUUUGAUUUCAUCUAAAAAAUUGUUAGUUCAUGAAUGAACUGUUAAUUGUUAAUCUAUUAGUGCUAAACUGGAAAUAAGUUCAUUGACAACAAUACUUGAUGGAACAAAGAGUAGGCUCCAAGAAUGUAAUACAUAAAAAAUUUCAGGUGCCAUUGUAAAUUUACCAUUGUCAUCUUCACUUGCCAUGUUUUGGCACAUACAAUAUAUAGAAAAUAAAACGUUAGUUAAAAACA
Messenger RNA from Ruditapes philippinarum (Manila clam), 2137 nucleotides. RefSeq names its product elongation factor 1-alpha-like. The transcript has 7 exons. The coding region runs from base 197 to 1600 and encodes 467 amino acids. Gene Ontology annotation, molecular function: translation elongation factor activity; GTPase activity; GTP binding. Gene Ontology annotation, biological process: translation; translational elongation. Lineage: Eukaryota; Metazoa; Mollusca; Bivalvia; Venerida; Veneridae. The record is from RefSeq and is a predicted model, not a curated record.